Molecule: messenger RNA, 786 nt
Organism: Zasmidium cellare ATCC 36951
Lineage: Eukaryota; Fungi; Ascomycota; Dothideomycetes; Mycosphaerellales; Mycosphaerellaceae
Exons: 4
Coding region: 1-786 (261 amino acids)
Molecular function (GO): oxidoreductase activity
Source: RefSeq, a predicted model, not a curated record
AUGGAUCCAACACCACUGAAAGGCAAAAACACCAUCGUCACGGGCGGUUCGCGAGGCAUCGGCCAAGCCAUCGCCCUCGAACUCGCCAAACGCGGGGCAAACAUCCUAAUAACCUACAACGCCUCCGCCACCGGCGCCAACAAAACCCUCUCCCUCAUCGCCUCCCAAACCCCGUCCGCCAAAGCGCACGCCAUCCAAGCAAACUGCCGCACGGCACAACCCACCGCCGAGAAAAUCCUCCGUGAAGCCCAGAACUUCUUCCCCGACGGCGGCGGGAUCGAUAUCAUCGUGAACAACGCGGCGGACGGCGAGAUGACCCCCCUCGACGCGCUCGAUACAGAGGCGUUCGACAGGAUCAUGCACACAAACGUGUUGUUGCCCUUGUUGCUGUAUAAAGUCUGUCGGCCGCAUUUGAGGAGGGGCGUGAGGAUUGUGAAUGUUAGUAGUAUUGCCGCGAGGACAGCUGUACCGUUCAAUUACGCCUAUGGGGCCUCCAAAGCGGCCCUGGAGUCGAUUACGAGGUCCAUGGCCAUGGAGUUGGGGAGGAGUCUGGAGGGGACUGCGAAUGCGGUUAAUCCUGGGCCAGUUUCGACGGAUAUGUGGAACACCGCCAAAGGCCUCGACAUCCCCGCCGCGGAGAAGCAAAUCGCAGCCAUGACGCUCGCAGGAGACCGAAUCGGAUAUGUGGACGAUAUUUUCCCUAUCGUGGCGUUCCUGUGUGAUCCUUCUGCGAAGUGGGUGACGGGGAAUGUCACCUGUGCGAACGGAGGGUUGUGUAUGCUGUAG